AUACAUACAUACGUAAAAGUACGAGUAUAUACGUCGCGUAAUAUUUUUAUUUUUAUUAAAACUCUAUUAUAUAUCGUCGAUAUUACAUUACAUAUACGUAGGUAGGUAGGUACGUACGUACGUACGUAUUUUUGGCGGUUGCGUUUCUGUCAUUUUUCGUAGGUAUUUGCGUUUUCGCGGUUCAUUUCUUUCUUGUUUUUCUUUUUUCAAUUCUUUCUCUCUCUCUCUCUCUCUCUCUCUCUCUCUCUCUCUCUCUCUCUCUGUCACUCGCUCUCUCCUACCGUAUCUAUCUUUCGGUUGUUUAUACUUUCUAUCUUUCUUUCCAUCCAUCUUUUUUUUCCUUCCCGUUUCCUGAUUCGGUGGUGUUUUUUUUUUUUUUUUUUUUUUUUUUUUUCGUUCUGGCUGGUUUCGUUAUCGGUGGUAACAAUUGGUAUACUCGGACAGAGUGAAAUAGUCGUUGGUGUUGCGUUGCGUUGUGCUGUGCUGUGCUGUGCUGUGCUGUGUUGUGUUGUGUUGUGUUGUGGUGGUGGUUGCUGUUGGUAAUUAGCUCUGGUGAAGUGUAAAUGUACUCGACGUGGUUGAAACGCGCGCCGCGUCAAAUAAUGGACUCGUAAUACUCGUACGUACGCGACGCGUUUUCCAUUACCAUCGGUCGAUUUAUUUCAUCGGCAUCGGCAUCGGCAUCGGCAUCGUCGAGUCGAAUAAAACAUCUCGGCAGCGGCAGCGCUAAAUAAUAUCUAGCUGUCUACAGACAAACGCGAUACGCGAUACGCAAUUACCUGGGUUGUACUUACGUACGUACGCACUACGCACGCAUAUUAGGUUUGCAUACACGUUCGAACAGCAGCAGCAGCAGCAGCGGCAACGCCAACGCUUGCAUUCUUCCUCGAUCGCAUCAACUUAGGUACCUACCUUACCUACCUAGUACCUAGUUAGAGCUUGCUGCGUCGUCAAAGUACAGGAGAUGGCCGGCGGUCAACAAGAUGGUAAAUGGCAAAAAGAAGGCCCCGAUCAGAAUUUCGACUACAUGUUCAAACUGUUGAUCAUCGGAAAUAGCAGCGUGGGCAAAACUUCGUUCCUUUUCAGAUACGCGGAUGAUUCGUUCACUUCUGCAUUCGUGUCGACGGUCGGCAUCGAUUUCAAGGUUAAAACCGUCUUCCGCCACGAUAAGAGAGUUAAACUUCAAAUUUGGGACACGGCUGGUCAAGAAAGAUACAGAACCAUAACAACGGCGUACUAUCGCGGAGCUAUGGGAUUCAUUUUGAUGUACGAUAUCACAAACGAAGAAUCAUACAACAGUGUUCAAGACUGGGUUACGCAGAUAAAAACUUACUCUUGGGACAACGCGCAAGUUGUACUUGUUGGCAAUAAAUGCGAUAUGGAAGACGAGCGCGUAAUUUCUUACGAAAGAGGUAGACAGCUGGCCGAUCAACUUGGAAUCGAAUUCUUUGAAACCUCGGCUAAGGACAACGUUAAUGUCAAGGCAGUUUUCGAAACACUGGUUGACAUCAUUUGCGAUAAAAUGUCCGAAAGCUUAGACUCGGAUCCGAAUUUGGUUUCCGGAGCAAAAGGAACACGUUUAACCGAACAACCACAAGGCGCCAAUAAUCCCAACUGUAACUGUUGAACCCUGGAGAAAGAUCGCGACCUCCGUCGUCGCGUCGCCGUCGCCGUCGCCGUCACCGAUACAUACCUAUCUAUCUCUAUCUACCGACUUACCUACCUAUCUACAUAUUUAAUUACAGAGCUUCCGGCAAAACUUGAUAAAAAUACAAUAUCUACAUUUGUC
Molecule: messenger RNA, 1789 nt
Organism: Planococcus citri (citrus mealybug)
Lineage: Eukaryota; Metazoa; Arthropoda; Insecta; Hemiptera; Pseudococcidae
Gene: Rab3
Product: RAS oncogene family member Rab3
Exons: 5
Coding region: 965-1627 (220 amino acids)
Biological process (GO): regulation of exocytosis; protein localization to plasma membrane; protein secretion
Cellular component (GO): plasma membrane; synaptic vesicle; endosome
Molecular function (GO): GTP binding; GTPase activity; myosin V binding
Source: RefSeq, a predicted model, not a curated record